Messenger RNA from Dipodomys ordii (Ord's kangaroo rat), 639 nucleotides. RefSeq names its product ankyrin repeat domain 66 (gene Ankrd66). Bases 1 to 639 code for a protein of 212 amino acids. Gene Ontology annotation, molecular function: protein binding. The transcript is spliced from 4 exons. Lineage: Eukaryota; Metazoa; Chordata; Mammalia; Rodentia; Heteromyidae. The record is from RefSeq and is a predicted model, not a curated record.
AUGGUCCUCUUUCCUCAGGAGGCAAGCCUUGAAGAGCUUCUGAAAAAUUCUGUCACAGAACUGACCAAGCUGUCAGACAUGACAAAGCUCCACCAAGCGGUGGCCGCCGGGGACUGCAGCUCAGUGAGAAAGAUCUUGAAGAAAGGCCUCUGUGACCCAAACUACAAGGACAUGGACUGGAACGACCGGACCCCACUUCACUGGGCUGCAAUCAAAGGACAAAUGGAGGUGACGCACCUCCUGCUGGAGCACGGAGCCAGCCCCUGCCUGGUGACGGAUGUGGGCUGGACUCCGGCUCACUUCGCAGCCGAGGCAGGGCACCUGAGCGUGCUCAAAGCCCUGCACGCAUGGCACGCUGCCAUCGAUGCCCCGGACUUCUUUGGAGACACGCCCAAGAGGAUUGCACAGAUCUACGGGCAGACAGCCUGUGUGGCCUUCCUGGACAGGGCGGAGCGGGAGUGCCAGGCCCACCGCAGCCAGGCCCAGCACGCAGGGCUGCGUCUGGAUGAGCAGGACGCAGACUGGCACACCAAGAAGCGAGAGCUGGAGCUGUCUCUUCCUUCCACACGAAGAAGAAGAGCGAGAGAAGCCCAGGCCCCCGCCAGGCCCGGCCACGCCAGGCCGUGGAGACGCGCGUGA